This is a messenger RNA of Caenorhabditis auriculariae, 1536 nucleotides long. NCBI's taxonomy places the organism in Eukaryota, Metazoa, Nematoda, Chromadorea, Rhabditida, Rhabditidae. The record is from the annotation of a GenBank genome assembly.
AUGCUGUCUCGUCUUUUUCCGGUUUUCCUGGUUUCGAUCGUCCUUGUCAACGCACAAGUUUCGGUAAGAUGGGUUCAAAAUUAAGAGUUCUUGAAAAAAAUUUCUGAUUUUUUUCUGAUUUCUGCGAAUGGCUUCAUUCAUUAUGUGUUAAAUUUUGAAAUAAAUUUUUCAAAAACGUUAUAUUUGAGGAAAAAAAGACAUUGAGAGGCUUCAGAAAAUUUUUCGCUAAUAGAUUCAAAGUACUUCCAUAACUUUAGAUACCACAAAAACCGGGGUUUUUUUUGAGAGCUCAAUAAAAUUUGAAUAUGGACUUCCAGAAACCACGAAUGAAUUUUUUAACAAACUGAACUGAAAAUUGAAGACUUUACUAUUUUUCGAUUUGUAUUUUCCAAGGUUAUUUUUCUGCUUUACUAGGAAAACCGUUAGGGGCUACUUCAGAGGUCACUCAUGGACUACUUGGAAAGGACACUAGAGAGGCCACUAGACUUUUACACGGACCAUUUUAAGAUGAUACUAAAGUGGCCACUUACAUUUUACGCUGUAAUUUCAUCUUUUCAGAUCAACGUUUCUACCGAAACAUACUUCACGGACCUGGAAGAAAACUCUUUCUGCUUCCACUACACUCGUAUUAAUGGAGGUGAGUCAUAAAACUUUCUAAUUUUCUAUAAAUUUUCAAAUUUUUCAAGUAGGAGAUCUAAUCCGUUUUCGAAGUGACUCCGCGAAAUUCAAAAAAAGACGUCAGAGAAUAAAAAAAUAUAACUAAACUUUGGAGAAUCAGAGAUAAAGAUGAGUUUUGAGACGAAUUUACUUCGAACGCGGCAUGUACUGUUCCGAAGAGUAAAAUUUCCAAAAAUCUAAUUCCAAGAAAUCCCAGAAAUACAGAGAUUCUUAAAAAAAUUGAACUGAGCUUAUGAAACAAUUUUUCAGUUUGUUCCGGCUUCCAAAAAAAGUGUGUGGCAGCGAUGAAACUCCUCUGACGGUGAGUUUUGAGUUUCUUGUAAGCCUAAUUCAAUUGAAAGUUUUUUCAGAAUUGAUUGUCUUCAAAAGAAAAGUUAUAAGAUUACAAGGAAGGUCAUUUACUUUGUCGUUACGCUGGAAAUACUCCUCGAUGAACCCGAUAAAGAUCUUGAGAGUCUCAACCUGUAUAACUUCCUAUUUUUUACAAAGAGACGUCGCGAAUUCAAAGAAAACCCUCAGAAACUAUCGAAAUAUGCCAAUUUAAGCCCUUAUUAGUCGAAAAGUAGGAAGCUAUGCAGGUUGAGACUUCUUAAAUUUUUUCUGGUGAAUCAAGAAGCCUUCUUGCCGAAAUGAAACGACCUCCUUGUAAAAAUAUAUAUCAUAUUAUUCAAUCAAGCCUAGUUCAAUCAAUUAAUUAACAAUCUCACUAGUUUCAAUGAAUCAUAUAGUUACCCUAUAAUCAUUUCUCAGGCUGAAAAGUUUAACUUCCCGAACAACUGCGCCAGCAACGAAGACUUUGAGACUUUCGCCAAUGCCGACUUCAAACAGCGUGUGGCUGCUAGCAGCAAAACAGGAUAA